Molecule: messenger RNA, 4991 nt
Organism: Chroicocephalus ridibundus (black-headed gull)
Lineage: Eukaryota; Metazoa; Chordata; Aves; Charadriiformes; Laridae
Gene: PRIMA1
Product: proline rich membrane anchor 1
Exons: 4
Coding region: 193-654 (153 amino acids)
Source: RefSeq, a predicted model, not a curated record
CCAUCUCCCUGCCUCCCUCCACCCUCCCCCUCUCCUUCCCUCCCUCCCUCCUUCCCUCCCUCCCCUCCAGAAUUAAAGUUGGGACAGUCGCGCUCCGGGGAUGGGUGCGAGCCAACGCCUCUGCUGCCGGCUCGCUCUGCUCCCUCCCCAGGUCGCCCGGAGCCCGCUCCCCGGCCCGCCCGCCCAGGAGGGAUGCUGCUGGGGCUGCUCCGCUGCUGCUGGCCCUCCCUGCUGCUGCACUGUGCCCUCCACCCGCUCUGGGGCUCCGUCCAGAUCACUCGGGGUGAGCCCCAGAAGUCAUGCUCCAAGCCUGUAGCGGAGAAAGUCACAGAGAGCUGCCAGGAAAUCUGCCAGUGCAGGCCACCUCCACUGUUACCACCACCUCCUCCACCUCCACCGCCCCCGAGGUUGCUAGUGGUGCCAACUCCCAAGUCUACUUUUUGUCCCACUGAAGAGACCUGGUGGCCAGGCCUGGUUAUUAUCAUUGCAGUAUGCUGCGCCACACUAGUGUUCCUCUUCGUAGUUGUCAUCAUUUGCUACAAAGCCAUAAAAAGGAAACCAAUGAGAAAAGAAGAGAACGGAACCAGUCGGGCUGAAUAUGCAAUGACCUCCUCUCAAAACAACAAAACAGUUGAUAACAAUGCGGUCGUAUAAUCCCUGGAACCCCGCUGAGGCGCAGGAGGUGGUAAACUUUCAAAGCACACACGCGGAUUAUGCAAGGUGGGUGAAAUAAGGCAACGAAAGGAGCUCUGUGGCCCAGGACUUCAUUUCAGAAAUAGCGCACGCAUCAGUGAUUCAGAAGAGAAAAGCAGGCUGCUCUUCAGGCUUGCUGCUUCUCCCAGGGAGGAUAAACUCGCCCACCUGGGCUGCCCGGAGAAGAGGCCUCACAAAGGCAUAAGCAUUGCAUGCUGCAUCUCGUGAAAGCCAUGUCGCAAUGCCUCCCGCUUCUUCUUCCUCUCCCCGCCUCCCCCCCAAAAAAACUUUUCAGUUUGAAUUGAGCGUCCAAAAAAAGCUGCUUAAAUAGGAUCUUUUGAGGAGAAGGUGAUCUGCCAGAGUGGCAGCAGCUGAUUAUAAGUGGGUCUGAGGGUCAUAAGUAGGAGGUGUCACCUACAUCCUUCUCCAGCCUGGGCAGUUUUGUAUGCUUAUAUUUCAUUCUUACCAUUCUUAUUAUUUUGUUAUUAAAAAGGGAAAAAGGUUUCUGUUAAGCCAUCAAGCAACCAAAAAUUGCAUUGUGAACUUGUGACUUAUCCCAGAAAAUUCAUCUGCGGUCUGGUGACUAUGCAAUUUCCAUGGCUGAAGACUUUUCAGGCAAAAGAAAUCAAAAUGUAAGAUUUUAGCAAAUAGCAUUGCUCUUGAGAGGGAGAUAUUAUUAAGAGGUGCUUUGAACAUUAUUACUUCAUAAUCAGCCUCCUUUUUUGCAUCACACUUUAUUUUUUACCUUUAAAAAGUUCUUCCUUUGUGAAAUUCUACAUGUCUCUCUGUGUUUGCAUCACACUGAUUCCCUAAGGAAAACCCUAGAGGAAAGAUGUCCUUUGCAUCUUGGCAUGAGCAUUUGGGCGGGAUUGUGUUGAAAUGACUAGCAGCCCUUUGAAGUCCUCUUCAUUCACUGGUUAGUGUUGUUCCCUGAAAGUGUCGAGUCUCCUGAACUGACCCACCGAGGACAUUGUAGGUCUGGCUUGGAGGACCACUUUUGAGGGUUUGGUAAGCUGGUUGUGCCCACGUUAACUCAGUCUCUGCCUCUCCUGGGCAGAGACUGCCAAUCGUGCCAAAUUCAGCCUCACAGCUUAGUGUUGUACUUCCCGUGACGUGGAUCGCAGACUACUUAAAGCAAAGCCAAAUCCACCCAAAUUCAUUUCACGUAGGAUCUCAGGUUAGACUCAGUAAGUAACCCUUAGGAUAAAGGCGAUGCUGGUCUUUCCCCACCUCCUGAAAACGUUCCUUCAUGUCACACCUCCACGUGUAUGUCUCCAUUUACCUCUGUGCUGAAAGUAGUGAUGCAGUGAAAGACAAAUUUCCACCCUGGCUUCUUGUCUGGACGUCAAGCUUCCAUACCACUCGGUCUCUGUGUCCCAGGCGCCGACCCAGUCUGGCUCCAGGACGCGGCUGCGCCCCGACCAUCCCGUCCCUCAGUACUGCAACACACCGAUGCUUUCAGUUUUAUAUAAGGAUGUGCCUGAACUGCAAAAACCGGACCUUGAUUUUGAACGCAUUCCUGUCUGCGGUUGGUCUAUCGCUGGGAUGUAGAGUUUGGGUUGACGAUAGAGGAAGACGAUGUUCUGCAGACCUUCCCCGAAAAAGCUCCGGGAUGCUCAAAUCAGCAGUUUCAGCUCAGGCCCAUCUCUACUUUUAUAUUACCUGUUGAACAAUAGAGUGUAUGUAAAUAUAAGUACCUUUUCAAUGAUAAAAUGAAAUGCUGCUAUAUACUGCUGUUGAGGAAUUUAUGAAGUUAUUCAGUUAGCUUUUUAGCCUGUCAUCGCUAUGUAGAAGUUUAGCUACAUAAAAUUAUUUUUCAAAGGCUAGACUUUCUUGAGAGGUGAAUGCAAUUAUAAACGCGGAAGGGAAUAAGUAACCCUUUGCCCAGGAGUGCGAUCGUUCCCUGCCAUAUUCAUGUUGUGUUCUUGCACAAGACACAGUGAUAUGUUCUUAGAUCCAAAGUGGGAUUAAAAUGACAGAAUUUACACUUUGAGUCUAGUAUCCCAAAUGUUGAUUGCCUAAAGCACUUAGCCCCUAAAUACUAUAAUAAAAAUAUCGCAAGUAUAUUUCUAGAAUAUUUUUUGAGCUAUAACAUUUAUUUUGGUGUAGUUACCUAUGUUUGCCUUUCUUUUUUUACUCCAGUUGUUUCUGCCUAAACGUGGCAUAGUUUGAGACUGGUUGCAUGUUUAGCUGAGAGUAUAAAGUGUGAAUGCAGAUGAGUUUAGCAUGAUACGGGCUCAGGAUUAGCACUUUCUCCUGAAGGUUGCUGAUUUUAUUUAUUUCCUAAUACAGCUUUAAAAGCAUGUUCUGUAAGGCCAAAAUCACACAAGGGAUUUGUAGCUCAUUAUGUCCAUCAAUAUGUGUCUGUUUUUGCAAGAAAAAGUCUGAAGAGAUGGUCACCGAAGGCUGUCUGAUUGUCAGUGAUGCCAAUGGUGAAAUGUCCUCACUGGAGAAGCCCCUGGUGCAUGACAUCAACCACGGGCAAACCCACCCCAGACCCCGAGGUCUCCUCCGGAGAACAUAAAAACUUGACGGAGAGUGGGAAGACAGGGCAUUUUGAGGAGCAGCAUAUGAGGACUAGGAUCUGUUUUCAACUCUGCCACUGAUCUGCUGUUUACUAGCAAGCAAUUUUGCCUCUCUGUGCCUCAGUUUACCCUUCUGUUUAAUCAAGGUGAAAAUCCUUCCCAGCUCUGUGGCAGAAUUUUCAGAGAUACAGAUGUAUCCUAUUUGUGUAGGCAGAUUUACACUAUCAGUACAUCCAACAGGCUGAUAUUAAAUAAAUGUAUUUGGGCACAUCGUUGCCAUAAUAUUUCAGAAAUAAAUGUUCCCCAGUGUGUUUUUUUUAAUCCGUUGGCCGCGGAAGAGCAGCAGCAGGAAACAGGCAGAGAGAUACUCUUCUGCUUGGCCAGAGCCUUUGCCCUCGGCCCUCGCACAGCGGCACGGCGGGGAGAGAUGGGAAAUCCUCCACGGGGUAGUUUUGCCAUUACAUUCCUUCUUGUCUCAGUAUAGUUGACUGCACUGUACCAAAAUUUAAGGUGGUCUUCAGAAAAGCUCUUGGAAAAGUGUGCUGGAAGCAGAAGCCUUCAGAAAGGCGAGGCCAGAGAGGCAGCGUGGUUGGUUGGGGAACGAUUUCUGAAGUUUUCUGGUCUGGUUUAAGGUUGCGGUCAACACUCCACAGACUACUUGACAAGCUUUUAUGGAAGAGCUUCUGUGCUUCCUUGUUGUACUACAACUGAAUACAAAGGGAAAAGAAUAGGUUUGAUGGACAAGGGCUCCACUAAGCAGUGACCCUGGAUCAGGGGAACUGGCGAUCCAAAAUACAGCUUUACAAGCAUUUCAAGGUUAUUUUUAGCCACUAAAAUAACAGGCAUAGAAAAGUCCUGCACAGCUCCCUUCACAAAAUAGCCGGAUCCCAGGCAGAUGCAAAGGUGGCCAACUUCUACGCAGACAUUAACCGCUCUGCUCUGACCACCACCAGACAGGCCCAGAAAACUGCCCUGGUCAGUCUGAGGGAGAAAUCAGCUCCAAAUUUCUUCUUAAGGAUCACCACUAGCAGGGAACGCACUUUAAGGGCCCGAGCUGCAAAGUGUUGAGUUUCCUCGGUCCUCAGCAGCGCCGGGAAGGUGGAGCUGGAGCCCCAGCACUGCGCCCUUCCUGGCUCAGACCCGACAGCGGUGUGACCGGGAAAGCAUCUCUACCUUGGAUAGGUGCUGCAAAAACAGACAUGGAAGGAAAGAGGAGUGUUUUACUAAGUAUAAGAUAUAAAUAUAUUGAUAUAUAUCUAUACAGAGACCUAAUUGUCCAGUCUUGCAUGCCAUAUGGUCACAGCAUGUGAAGAGAGUGUGGGCCUCCUGCUCCAGCCAGGUCAUGACCAUAGAUGCUGCCAAGCGAUGGAGAAUCAGGCCUAUGGUAGAUAUGUAUUUACAAUACUCCCUGCACCUGUACAAACAAAAGUAUAUUAUUUUAAACUGCAAAAUAGUGUGUUUAAAUCAAUGCAUGAAUGUAAAUAUUCUAAGAUCUGCCUUCUUGACUGUGUACCACAUGUACAGAUGAAAACAAAUAUUGUUUAUAGGAAAUCUGUAUCAGUGGUUAAAUGACUAAAGAGAAAAAAAAUAUCAGAAUUAAUGUUGUCAUGUUUCUCAAACAAGCCAUUAAUAUAUAUUUAGUAUUUAAGGAUAUUGCUCAAUAAGUAUGUUCCGUACCAAAAACUGUGUUGCAUAUACAGAUUGUGCAGUACCCUAUUUUAAAAAGGCACCAUAAUUAAUUUUUAUUUUAAAUAAAAAUGUACUUGUAAAAAG